This is a messenger RNA of Fusarium vanettenii 77-13-4, 951 nucleotides long. RefSeq lists its product as uncharacterized. NCBI's taxonomy places the organism in Eukaryota, Fungi, Ascomycota, Sordariomycetes, Hypocreales, Nectriaceae. The record is from RefSeq and is a predicted model, not a curated record. Bases 1 to 951 code for a protein of 316 amino acids. The transcript has 2 exons.
AUGAAGUACACACUCCUUACCGCCGCUGCCCUGGCCACCAUUGCCCUCGCCGCCCCUGCCCCUGAAAAAGCCGUUUCUGUUGAGAACACCAAAGACAUUGCUAAUGGCGGUACUCUCUCUCUCACACUUAGUCUCCGGCCCCUCCUCGAAGACUUGCUUGACAGUCUCAACAACAUUGAGGUUCCCACGCAGAGCAAGGCCAAAGUCAAGCGUGGGCAUGAUCAGGGUGCUCAGCUUGUCAAGACCCUUAAAGGUCUUUUGGGCAAUAUCCAGGGCCACAGCAAUACUAUUGAUAAGACUCUGCUCAGAAUCAGGACCGGCAGCAUCACCAGGCCUAACGGUACCAAGCAGUGCGUUGAUCUCCUGCAGACAGUCACAGGCCUUCUCGAUGGAGUUGUCGGUACACUCACCGGCUUCCCCAACAUUGGAGGCGGUGAACAUAACGACGAAGUCCUUGAUAUCCUCGACCCCCUCGUGACUGGUCUCUCCAAGACCGUCAGCAAUGUCGCCCGUACCCUAGCAGUCAGAGGAGGUCCAGUCACAGGUGACACUUUGAAACCCGUCACGACGAGCCUCUCCAACCUUCUUGAGUGUCUCCUCGAUAUUGAUCCUAGCCUUGACACUGGCAUUCAGGGCCUUCUCAAUUCGGUCCUUGGUGGAGUUGGUACUGGCACCGGCACCGGCACCGGCACUGGCACAGGAACUGGCGUUGGUACUGGUACUGGGAUCGUUGGUGAUCUUCUUAACGAGGUCUUGACCCCUGUGGGAGGUCUACUGGGCUCUAUCAACCUCGGAGUUGGUGUUAAACUCGGAGGCAAGGGCUCAGUCGGCGGCAACAGUGGUGGUUACGACUCGGAUUCCUCUGACGACGACGACGACGAGGAGAACUCUGGGGGCAACGGCUCCUCUGGCUCUGGAAAUGGAUCACCCAUUUACAAUGUCCCUACCUAA